AUGUCGACGUCCUCUGCGUCACCGCCGCCGCCAACCCCCGGGACCAAGGCCUCGACGGCCCAGCUUCGCAUCCUGACGCUCAACGUAUGGGGCCUCAAGUACAUUUCCAAGCUGCGUUUCGAGCGGAUACGGCAGAUUGCAUUGCGUCUCCACUCGCCCUCAACGCCCACGUACGAUUUUGUAUGCCUUCAGGAAAUCUGGUACGAGUCGGUCGACUGGCGCCAGCUCCAGGCCCUCCUCUCGAGCCGGUAUCCGCACACCAAGUUCUUCCUCUCGGGCGCCUUUGGCAGCGGCCUUGCCAUCCUCUCACGCUGGCCCAUCCUCGAGACGCGCACUCAUCCCUACAGCCUCAACGGUCUGCCCAUCCACGUUCAGCAAGGGGACUGGUUUGUCGGCAAGGCGUGCGGCGCCAUCACCGUCCACCACCCCGAGCUCGGCCUGGUCGACGUGUGGAACACCCACUUUGUCGCCGCGGGCGGAGAGGACGGGCCCGAGAGCCGCAGGGCCCACCGCAUCACCCAGGCCUACGAGCUCGCCACCAACGCCAGGAACAGCGCAAAACGCAACAGGCACACGAUCGUCUGCGGCGACCUCAACUCGACCCCGCCCGCCCUCUGCCUACGCCUCCUUAGGGACGUCGGCGGCUUGUUUGACAGCUGGGCCGAUUCUCGGCCGGGCGCAGACCCGUUCGCCACCGAGCUGCCGCCCUCUGCUACCGGCAGCGGCGCAAGAUCGGGUCGCACCGCCAUCGACCCCGAACGCGCCCUCGUCGACCUCGGCGUCACGUGCGACUCGCCGCUCAACUCGUGGACGGCGGGCAAGAAGCUCGACGCGAGAGCCCAGCGCGGAGCAGGCAAGCGCCUCGACUACAUCCUCUACCGCGGUCCGGAAGUCGUCGAACCGAGCAACGACGUGCACCCUUCGUCGGUGCCGGCAGCCGCGUCGACGCUGGCCUACGAAGCGAGCGAGUCGACCAGGGGCAGGCUGCAGUGCACGGCGAGUCGCGUCGUCUUCACCGAGCCCUCGCCGGCGCUCGAGGGCAUCAGCUUGUCGGACCACUUUGGAGUCGAGUCCAUCCUCGACAUUCUCCCACCACCACCAGCAGCGUCUUCCUCGUCGGCCAAGCACACGCACAAGCACGGCGUCGCACCGUCCUCGAGCGAUGUGGCGAUCACGACGAGCCGCGCCAAGAGCAUUCAGACGACGCUGGCUGCCGCCAUGCAGGCUCUGGCGGGUGGGCAUGCCGGAUCGCGGCGCACGCAGCGCAGCCACUUUGGCGUGUUCGCCGCUGCGCUCGGCGUUGCGGUCACCUCGGUCGUCGCGAGCAUCUUCCAGCCUCUGUCCGGGGUCAAUCCGCUCCUCGUCCUCCUUGGCGUCGUGGCGGGCUGGGCGGGAACGACGAUGCUCUACAGCGCCGUCGUCUGGUUCGAAUGGGAGAAACGUACGCUCCGGACCGUGCUAGAGAUGAUGGAGCUGGAAAUGGACCAGACGCGUCGACUCGCCCUUUUACCCUCGCGGACCCCGUCGUCGUCGUCGAUCCGGCCCAUCGGCGGCGGCGGCGGCGGCGGCGGCGGCAGCGGCAGCGGUGGGGGGGACGGGAUAGCCGAGCGCACACCACCGUCGCAGGAACAGGGUGGCAGCAGCUCGGGUCCAAGGGCAGGCUCGUCGUCGCACAGCAGCGGCGCCGCUUCGCCCCUGCCCCAUGUCCGGGAGGGCAACCUCAUCUGA
This is a messenger RNA of Pseudozyma flocculosa PF-1, 1728 nucleotides long. RefSeq lists its product as uncharacterized. Gene Ontology annotation, cellular component: cytoplasm. The transcript is spliced from 2 exons. The coding region runs from base 1 to 1728 and encodes 575 amino acids. Gene Ontology annotation, molecular function: sphingomyelin phosphodiesterase activity. The record is from RefSeq and is a predicted model, not a curated record. NCBI's taxonomy places the organism in Eukaryota, Fungi, Basidiomycota, Ustilaginomycetes, Ustilaginales, Ustilaginaceae.